Lindgomyces ingoldianus is the source of this 609-nucleotide messenger RNA. RefSeq lists its product as uncharacterized. The coding region runs from base 1 to 609 and encodes 202 amino acids. Lineage: Eukaryota; Fungi; Ascomycota; Dothideomycetes; Pleosporales; Lindgomycetaceae. The transcript has 9 exons. The record is from RefSeq and is a predicted model, not a curated record.
AUGCUUCCUUCAAAAGUGAAUGAAAACUGCCUCGAGAAAAUUCCUGUCCACCUUCUCGUGGUCCCUAAAUUUGUGGUAGAGGAUACCAUUACCACGAACGCCCUUCAGUCCUGGGUAUUCUUCCAUUUCUUCCGCUUCGGUCUUAGGUUUUGCUUCGGCGAAAUAUUCCAAAAUAUAUUGCCUGCUACGUUCUGUUAUCCAGCGAAAUCUACAAACUCUCCGUGGCCACAGCUUGGACUUCCGAUUACUGUAGCCAAGCCCUAUUUUGGUACAAAUCUUGCUUUCAGACUCGCUGAAGCGCCAAACAAUCUGAAAGUAUCCAAUGCCGUAUGGAGGAACUUCGUGAGAGUAGCUAUAGAGAUUUUGAAGAGUAUUGUGGUCGCUGUAUCUUACAGGUUUGCUUUAGGUUCCGAUAAUGUGCGGAUGCUCGACCGGAGAGUCAGACGAGAGAUCUUUGAUAACAUUUGUAAGGACGGGGCUCCGCACCACUCCGCCACCACAGCCAAAAAGGUACGAAUAAUCAAACCAGGGGAAUUCACCCAUCUACUUAAUCAAGUCCUUGAAAGCAGGGUGGUAAUUGUUGAGGGGAAAUCAGGCGACUAUAUUUAG